Molecule: messenger RNA, 5436 nt
Organism: Taeniopygia guttata (zebra finch)
Lineage: Eukaryota; Metazoa; Chordata; Aves; Passeriformes; Estrildidae
Gene: BACH1
Product: BTB domain and CNC homolog 1
Biological process (GO): regulation of transcription by RNA polymerase II
Molecular function (GO): RNA polymerase II cis-regulatory region sequence-specific DNA binding; DNA-binding transcription factor activity, RNA polymerase II-specific; protein binding
Source: RefSeq, a predicted model, not a curated record
GGGAGCGGCGGGGCCCGGGCGGGACGGGACCGGACCGGACCGGGUGAGGCGGCAGCGGUGCUGCUGCUGCCCUCCGGCCCGCGGCGGCGGGCACCGAGUCGUGCAGAUUCAGCCUAGUGUGACCACAGUGGGGAUAAUGUGUGAAGAUCCACCUGCAGAUUUCCCUGCCCACACCUCUAAUUCAGAGGUCUGAAGUACAGAAGCAUGCUUUCCACUGAGCCUCACACCACCACCUGUGAUACAGAAUGUCUCUGAGUGAGAACAACAGCGUGGUGUUUGCCUAUGAAUCUUCAGUGCACAGUACCAAUGUCCUCCUCAGCCUUGAUGACCAGCGAAAGCAAGAUAUCCUUUGUGAUGUUACCAUUUUAGUGGAAGAUCAGCGAUUUCGGGCUCACAGAGCUGUGCUUGCAGCUUGCAGCAGUUACUUCCUUUCGAGAAUUGUGGGCCAGGUGGACGCUGAUCUUAUCAUCACUUUACCGGAAGAGGUAACACUUAAAGGAUUUAGUCCCUUGCUUCAGUUUGCAUAUACGGCAAAACUUGUUUUAAAUAAAGACAAUGUGUCUGAAGUUUGCAAAUGUGCAGAAUUUUUGGGUGUACGCAACAUUGAAGAAUCCUGCUUUCAGUUUCUCAAAUUCAGAUUUUUGGACUUUAAAUUGGAUCAGCAGGAAUGUCCUAGGAAGAAGUGUUGCACACAGCGUUGUCAGAAAGCAAACCCUAAAACUGGCAAUGUGGAUGAUGGCGACCUAGAAAUAAAUUAUGAAGUAGAAGCACUUCUAGAAAAGGAAUAUAGUCAAAUUCCUGACACAAAGCCCUGUAAAGAUGAAGAAAAUGCUAAAUCGUUGCCUGUUCUCCAAAAUAAUGCAAAUCAAAACUGUGAUCCUGUACAUUUAGAAAGGGGUAGUGCUUCCAGCUUAUCUUCCCAAUGCCCAAAGUAUAGAAAAUUUCAGAAGGCCUUUGGAAAUGACAAAGUUAAUACUUCAGAGUCCAAUUCCAGUACUAAAGACGUUCAGGUACCACCAUUUGCAACUUCUCUUGAGAAGGAAAUACCUGACAAUGAUGGCAUACAAAAAGCUCAGGAGUGUGUGCCUAUGCAGCUGAUCUCAAACUGUGAAGAGACUCAGGUAGAAAUGGAAGAAGGGGAAGAAGGCAUUCAGAAAAAAGAAGAGUCAAAGAGAGAUUCUGUAACUCGGACUGUGUCAUGUCCUGUGGAGAAAAUGGAUCUUGCUGCUUUCCCCCAAAACUCUGCUACACCUCAUGGACUCAAUUCUGUGUCUAUUUCACAUAGUUGUGAGCAAUAUGGUAACCUGAAUUUCAGUGGUGUGCAAAACAACACAGUCUUAGCUGAAAAAACUGUGUCAAGUACUGGAGCUGGAAAUGACAAAACUGAAAGUCAAGGUAACCCAUCUUCAAAGGUGGAUUUGUGCAUUAGGGAAGCAGCUAACAUCACCUCAGCUGGAGAUCGAAGCAGUGUGGAGAGAGAGAUAGCAGAACAGCUAGCACAGGGGUUCUGGAGUGAUAUUCACAGCACAGAUGCCUGUCAAAUACACAUGCCACCUGCAGUUUCUAAAGAGUACUUGGAGCCUGUGUAUUCAGGGAAAAAAUCAGAGUGUCCAUGGCUGGGGAUCAGGAUCAGUGAAAGCCCCGAGCCUUGCCCUCAGCGAACUUUUACAACACUGAAUUCCGUCAACUGCCCCUUUAUAAGCAACCUUAGCACUGAAGGAUGCUCCAACAGCUCUGAAAUAAACAGUGGAGAUUAUGUUCAGGGACAGCAACAAGAACAGUGUCCCUAUAACUAUGUGAUAAGUUUGGGAGAGGAUUCAGAGACUGACACUGAGGGAGACAGUGAAUCGUGUUCAGCAAGAGAACAAGAAUGUGAGGUAAAACUGCCGUUUAAUGCUCAAAGGAUUAUCUCACUUUCCAGAAAUGACUUCCAGUCAUUUCUGAAAAUGCAUAAAUUAACUCCUGAACAAUUGGACUGUAUUCAUGAUAUCCGAAGACGAAGUAAAAACAGAAUUGCAGCACAGCGAUGUCGUAAGAGAAAACUUGACUGUAUACAAAAUCUUGAAUCUGAAAUUGAAAAACUGCAAAAUGAGAAAGAGAAUUUGCUGAAGGAAAGAAACCACAUUUUAUCAACUCUGGGUGAGACAAAGCAGAAUCUGACUGGACUUUGCCAGCAGGUGUGUAAGGAAGCAGCCUUGAGUCAAGAGCAAAUACAAAUACUUGCGAAAUAUUCUUCUUCAGAUUGUCCACUCUCAUUUUUGUUCCCGAAAAGAGAACAAACAGCUCCAUCUGAUAGUGAGCUUGUGAUAUCAGCGUCUGUAGAAUCAGCAAAUGGUCUUUCAGGUGUCACCCCCACAGCAGAGCAGAGUUCCUGUUAUCAGUGUGUCAAAAGCGUGUGUGAGGCCCCGUCCGAGCCAGUACAAGAACUGCAGCCGGUUCCUGCCAGAACGUUGGAGCAAACGUCGCUCGUGGAGCCGUGUGGACAGAGCAGUGGCAUCUCAGACUUCUGCCAGCAAAUGACUGACAAAUGCACUACAGAUGAGUGAAUCUCUCCUUCUCAUUGCCAGCCUCUCAACAUUGCAACUAGAAGUGGGAUUGAGCAUUAUUGGGAAGUAACUUACCAAGUGAGAAAGAAGAUAAAAGUUUAAUCUUUUGAAACUAUCUUGACAAUUACAUGGUCACCAUUAUUACUUUGCAAGCUUUGGGUUUGCUCUGUGUAGUUCCAGAACAUUAUUUGUAUGUGUCAGCCUUGGAGUUUUUUCUGUGUGGUGAUGCCAAGGAGGGUUUAGGAAAGCUGUUAUAAAGUACAAAUUCCAUGCACAGGUGCUUAUUUGAGAGGAAGUUUUGUUCAUGUAUAGAGCAGCCUGCUCUGAUUUAUGCCACGGUACUUAAUGCCACUCUGCAUUUUAAGGAAAGCCUCCUGACAGCUGUUUAUGCACAAUGAUUCUAUACCUGGAAUUCUUCUAAGACUUCUUUUUUUCCUGGUAGACAAACCUUAAGAAGCAUAUAUAGCUCUGUAAAUGUUCAUUUUGUAGAUGGGCUAAGUUACAUGACAGGAUGAGAUUUUGAAAAGUGCAUUCUGAUAUAGCUGCUUGCUUCCUGCUGUUCCCCUCCCCAUCCCAGGCAAGACUUUUACUGAAUUAACGUUGUAGGCUACUACUACUAGUAGUAGAAUUGAUUAGUAGUAGGCUUUUAUUGAAAAGUGCUUUUGUCUUGUCAUUCUAGUACAGAAUUAAAAGAACUGGAGCAGCAGAGGUGCUGCCAUAUACUGCUCUCUUCUCUAAAUUUAAUGGGAGGAAUAACAGCUCACUGGAAGGCAGACUUCUGAAACUGGUGCAGUUCUUGGAUGAGUGUGCAUUGGAUCCUCUGGCAUCUGAAUCCCAUAGGUUUAUUCAAACUCACUGCUGUAUUGUGACUUCCUGUCCUAGCACCUUCAAGCUUACUGCUUGUUUGUGGCAAAUGAGAAUCAAAGUAUUGUGCAAGUCUAAGGACAGACUUUUUUUUUACGGUAUUCAGGCGCCACAUUUUUUUCUUUCAGUGCCUAACUGCCUAAAGUAAGUUACAAAUAUUUGUUCUCUGAUCACUGGGACCAGUAAAGUUCUAUUUCAGAAUCAAUCUUCAGGAUACUUUGUGGCUAAACCUGUAGUAUAUUUUCAAUGGCUUGUGCUAUUAGCAUAGAUAUAUAAAAAGUUUAUUGAAUAAAUGAGCUGGAGAUAUUUCCUAUAUUACUUUGUGAAGGAGAAAUUCAGCUACGGAAAAUAAUCCCCAUUUUCUAGAUUUUUACGUAGCAGUGGAUGCAUAUUGUAUACCAAUGAUGCUUUGUUAUUUAGAUGCUAUUCUCACACCAGAACUAAGUAUUGAACCUCACCACAGAAAACUUUGGGUUUGCUGGUUUACAAAACAUGAAGAAUCUUGUACAAGCCAGUGGAAUUCUUCAUUUCCUACCUCAGAAUGUGUAUUAGCUUUGUGUCUUUGUGUGCAUGUACAGUAGGCAGCAACUAAGCAAAGGCCUUUGUAAAUACUGCUUUUCAGUUUUACCUUGCAGCAAGGCAAAACUUGUUCUGGGCAAGGCUCUUUUUUUUUCCUCUCCCCACCAUCCAUAGGUAACAUAGCAUUAAUAAAUACAGUAAGCCACUUAUUUAAAACAAAAAUUUAAAAAUUAACAGAUUUCAACAGGACUUCUCAUAACCAGCAUGUAACACAAAUAACUACACUACCUCACCUAUGGGACUGAAAGUUGAUUGAAAUCUCUAGUGAAUCCCUGGAUUUUCAUCAUAUAUCAUUACUUUUUUAAGGGAAAAUUAUGCUAAUGGUGUAUAGCUUGUAUAAAUCACAAUGCUUGCAGUAACUGAAAUUCAGAAAUACUACACAGCAGACAUCAUGAUAAUUGGAUUGAAAUGCUUUUAAAUUACUAUCAUUGAGAUAUGGUGAUCCUGUAUAUGUAUUACUUUAUGAAGCUCUCUGGGCUUUUUCUUCAGUUUCUGUAGAUUCAUAGUUAAUUUAAUCCUGUCUCCCUCCCACACUGCCACCCUGGGAAGCAUUAACUCGUAUGUUUCCAUUUUAUUUAAAAAGCAAACCUACAAGAAACAAUCAAAAACAAAAUUCAAAGCCCAAACCUCUACUGUUCAUAACUACUAUCAUUUUUAAAGCUGGUGAUAUUCUGAAAUGACGUGGACAAUGGCAUUAAAACACUGUCCUAAUAGUGCACAUAGCUGGAAAUAGAAUUCCUUGGGGUAAGUCCUCAUUAUAACGAGGUGGAGCAUCUUUGUAGGGAAUGGCUGCCUGGGAGCUUACCCAGUGGCCCCAAGCCCUGACACACUUGGCUGCAGAUGUUGGAAAACAAGGUCAGUGAUGACCAAGUGUGAGACUGGAAUAUCCCUAAAGAGUUGUGCUCCACUGCUGCAGUCUGGGGUCCAGCCACUGCCUGAAUUCCACACAGCUGAUGGUGGAGGGAUUCCAGGGCAGGAAUCAUGGCAGUCAUUGACCUAUGAUAAAAGUAACAUCAUGUUUUUAAACCUGAUAUGAACUUGAUGAAGUUUGAGGGUAGUUUUUUGCCUGACCAGCUGCAUCUAAAUAAUUUUUUAAAUAUUUAUUUAAUACCACAGACCUACAAGUUGCAUGUUGACUUCUAUAAGCCUAUAUCAUCAACUUGCAAGUGUUACAAAUGAAUGACAAUUUUAUGAUACAGAAUUCUCAGGAAAAUGUUUUUGGAGUUUGGUUUUAUUUUUUCUCUUCCAGUAAAGAAAUACUCAGUUUUGAAAUUGUAAAAUACUUUGUUAAAGCAUGUUUUAAAAUACUUUGAACAGACUAUCUUAAAGCCAUAAGGGUAUGAUGGCAUAAAGAUUGUAAAAUAAACAGAUAAUUUCAACAGUUGAUUUUGUAUUUUUCAUAAUUCAGUAUUUUCUAAGUCUACAAUAAAAACCACUAUCCUUUCUA